AUGGACCCUCCACGGACUGUCAUCAUCGGCAUCAGCGGGUGCUCAUCAAGUGGCAAAACCACGCUGGCGAGACUGCUUCGCGACAUCUUCCCCGAGACCUUUAUCCUCCACGAAGAUGAUUUCUACAAGCCCGAGUCAGAGCUCCCCAUCAAGCAUGGACUGGUCGACUGGGACUGUCCCGAGGCCAUCUCGAUCCCCGAUCUCGAAGCAGCGCUUGUUCACAUUCGCAAAACCGGUACCUUUCCGCCCAACCUCAACUCCCUAGAAGACCUCAACACCGUCGGUCCCUGCCCCGCCACCCCCGAGCAAAUCGCGUCCAACACCGCCCGCGUCCAAACCUGGCUCUCCCCCGGCCACCCAGGCUCCCUCAUCUUCAACUCCACCACCUCGACCCGGAAAACUCGCAUCUGCAUCCUCGACGGUUUCCUCCUCUACUCCCCUCCCCCAGCACCUUCAUCCGAAGCAACCCCAACCUCGUCCAAAGAGUCUCCCUUCCGCAACGUAAUGUCCCACCUCAACAUCAAACUCUUCCUCCUCGCCAGCAAAACCUCCGCCCUCCGCCGCCGCAAAGCACGAGACGGGUAUGUACACGUCGACGGGUUUUGGACUGAUCCCCCGGGGUAUGUGGAGAAGAUUGUGUGGCCGAAUUAUGUGGAGACGCAUGGGUGGUUGUUUGAGGGGGGGGAUGUGGAGGGGGGACGGGUGGAUGGGGAGGUGGUGAGGCGGGAGGGGAUUUGGGUGCCGGGGGUUAAUGGGGGGGUUGUUAAGCAGGACGGCGAGGGGGGAGGGGAUGGGAAGGAGGGGGAGGUGGCGUUUGGGGAGGUGUUGGGGUGGGCGGUGGGGGUUGUGAUGGAGGAGUUGGAGAGGGUUUGUUUGGGGGAGAAGGGGGAGUGA
Dichotomopilus funicola is the source of this 894-nucleotide messenger RNA. RefSeq lists its product as uncharacterized. NCBI's taxonomy places the organism in Eukaryota, Fungi, Ascomycota, Sordariomycetes, Sordariales, Chaetomiaceae. The coding region runs from base 1 to 894 and encodes 297 amino acids. The transcript has 3 exons. The record is from RefSeq and is a predicted model, not a curated record. Gene Ontology annotation, cellular component: cytoplasm.